Messenger RNA from Nannospalax galili (Upper Galilee mountains blind mole rat), 4309 nucleotides. It is a transcript of the gene Cln5, whose product is annotated as CLN5 intracellular trafficking protein. Gene Ontology annotation, cellular component: lysosome; lysosomal membrane. Lineage: Eukaryota; Metazoa; Chordata; Mammalia; Rodentia; Spalacidae. Bases 1874 to 2917 code for a protein of 347 amino acids. The transcript is spliced from 4 exons. The record is from RefSeq and is a predicted model, not a curated record. Gene Ontology annotation, molecular function: hydrolase activity, acting on glycosyl bonds. Gene Ontology annotation, biological process: lysosome organization.
GGCAUUGCAUGACAUAAAUGCACUUACAUACAUGCAGGCAAUAUACUCAUACACAUAAAAUAAAAAUAAGAAAAUAUUUUAAAAGUCAUGGACUAGAAGGAAAUGACCAGUGUGAAGAAGGAUCAGACAACAAUAGCUACAAGCAUCAUUAGCCUGGGAUGUACACACAUAGUCAAAAAAGGACAGGGCUUCAUCCAAGGUACUUCAGAGGGCAGAACCAGAUCACAGCAGAUAGGAGUUAUCAGAAGGCUAUUGGGGCCCAUUUGAGGCAAUCCUUUCUUCCCUUGAGAACUCUGUGAACAGAAUGGAGGCUAUGGAUACAAGAGGGAGAUUCCUUGACAUUGACCAACAACAAUUUGUAGCUCUGGAAAGUCCUGAGCUGGGCAGGAAGUUCCACUGUGCAGCUGAGGUUAUUGUUUACAGCAUCAGUAAAGGCCCAUUAAAAGAAAACCACUUCUGGUCAAGAGAAUAGACUCUCUGGCCUGAGUGGAGACCUAACAUUCCAGUUGGGCCUGUCAAUCACCUGGCCAAGGGACAACCCCUCAGGAAGGCAGGUUCACCUGAAGCUAUGCUAAAGAGAUAGGAGAAAUAAUAAUGUACUUUCCCUCCACAGAAUUCUGCCCCCUAGGACAGGAGCUCACAGAGCUGCAGUCUUACAGCUUUGUAAAGAGCCACGUUGAAUAAAUUUUCCUGUUCUGCUUUUCAUGAUUAAUUCAGCUAUUUUAAUUGGUUUUGGGGGGUAGCUACCAAAUCUGGCUUGUUGGUGAUGCCAUCUAAGGGUGCAGGUGGGUUCAUUUUCUUUGCCAAUUAAAGAAUUGAAAGUCAGGAAAGAAGUAUUACCAGACUUGGGGAGUUCCAGCAGAGCCAUCAUAUAAUACCUGGGAAUUUGGGGUCCCAUCUUCAGGCUCUUCAUCUAUUAAGAAAGAAUUUAGGACUGGACACAAAUGGUAACUUGAGCAAAGAACAGACUCAAAUUAAGGACAACUUAGAGUUUAAAAACGAAGCUCCAGGGCAGGCAAGCUGUAAAUCUCACAGCUGUCUGAAAGGAAGAAGGAAAGCAAAGGGUAGGAAUAAAAGACACACUCUGGCCACUCAGAGGCAGCCGAAGCUCACAGAGGCUAUAGGGACUGCACUAUGAGAAUUCUGGCACAUUAUCUUAGAGUGAACCCAAGUUCCUAAGGGUGGCCUCUAGCCAGGUCCUUAUCCUACCCCACUGGAUUAACCCUUGGGGAGAAGACCAGGGCAUGUCUCCGCAUAGAGGUUGAUUCCACUAACGGUGGACACAGGCUGGGCCUUACAUCUAACACUCAGAGGUGUCAGUACAGACUGUAUCGUUAGGGCCCACCACUGCACAGACCAUAGCUCUGGUCAGGCCAGGUGACAACUCAUUUCCUGUUAUGUCCCCAGUUUUUCUUCCUCAUUGCGCCCACUACCCCCAAGAAAAAGAUUACCAUCCACCAAAAUGACCUGGCACCUAGCCUGUGCCAUGUGGGCUAGGCUGAGUUGAGUGCUGAGAAGCCCAGAAGUGCUUUUUGUUGUUUUGUUUUGGUCUGGGUGGUGAUGGCAGGGAAGUCAGAUCAGCGCCACAGUGAUCCUUAUGCCCUGUGCACCACAGAACAGUGACACACAAGGGGCCCAGGCCAGGAUGGUGAGGCAGUUUCAUGGCCUCCCCAAGCUCCUUGUGGGUGUGCAGUCAGGGUGCUAGGCGGGGGAGGAGCCCAACCGGCCAUCCAGACAGCGGAGCGGUAUCACGCGCCCGGAGAUCACGCGCCGGUGCUGGAGCUCGCUCUCGACUCCCCCGCCGCGGCGACGCGCACGAUCGGCCGCCGGGACCGCGCGGGACCAGGAGGAGGCGGAAGCGGCGGAGCGGUGGAUGGCGUUGGCGGCGAACGCGGGAUCGGAGGCCGGGAGUCGGCGGGGCGCGGCCUGGCACUGGGCGCUGGCGCUGCUCGAGCUGGCGGUGGCGCUGGGUGCGUCCCCGGCUUCUGGGCGUCGCUGGCCGGUGCCCUACAAGCGCUUCUCCUUCCGUCCAGAGCCUGAUCCCUACUGUCAGGCUAAGUACACCUUUUGUCCCACUGGUUCACCCAUCCCAGUUAUGAAAGAUAAUGACAUCAUUGAAGUCUUAAGAUUACAAGCCCCUGUUUGGGAAUUUAAAUAUGGAGAUCUCCUCGGACACUUGAAAAUCAUGCACGAUGCUAUUGGAUUCAGGAGUACACUGACUGGCAAGAACUACACCAUGGAAUGGUAUGAGCUUUUCCAGCUUGGGAACUGUACAUUUCCCCACCUUCGACCUGAAAUGGAUGCUCCUUUCUGGUGUAACCAAGGAGCAGCCUGCUUUUUUGAAGGAAUUGAUGACAAACACUGGAAGGAAAAUGGGACAUUAGCUCUAGUAGCGACCAUAUCUGGAAACACGUUUAACAAAAUGGCCAAGUGGGUGAAGCAGGACAAUGAAACAGGAAUUUAUUAUGAGACUUGGACCGUCCAGGCCAGCCCAGGAAAAGGAGCGGAGACAUGGUUUGAGUCCUAUGACUGUUCGAAAUUUGUAUUGAGAACAUAUGAAAAGCUGGCUGAAUUUGGAACAGAAUUCACAAAGACAGAAACAAACUAUACAAGAAUAUUUCUUUAUAGUGGAGAACCUACUUACUUGGGAAAUGAAACAUCUAUUUUUGGGCCAAAAGGAAACAAGACUCUUGCUUUAGCCAUAAAAAAAUUUUAUUACCCCUUCAAACCACAUUUGUCAACUAAAGAAUUUCUGCUGAAUUUCUUGGAAAUUUUUGAUUCAGUGAUUAUACACAGACAUUUCUACUUGUUUUAUAAUUUUGAGUAUUGGUUUCUACCUAUGAAGUUCCCUUUUAUUAAAAUAACAUAUGAAGAAAUCCCUUUGCCUACCAGACAGAAAACAUUUCCUGGUUUAUAACAACUUUCUACUGCUCUUUUCUCCCACUACCAGCACCAUUUAUUUCGGGGAAGUUUUUACAUUUGUGUAUCUAUUUGCUUUUCCUCUGGGGCACAAAGGCAAAACAUACAUUGUUGGGUUUGCUGCAUAUGAACAUUUGAAGACUCUCUUCAAAAAAAAACCUGAAACCCUAAUUAUAUUGGCCAAGGGCAUUGUAGUCUCAAUUUUGAUCUUACAGAAAAUUAUGAUUGAUCUCAGGUUGGAUUCUUUGGUUCCAAUAGGACAUUUUCAUGGAGUUAUUUUUCCUGGUACAAGUGUGCUGCUGCUUCGGUUGAGGUCAUUUUGGUCCUCUGGACUGUCCUUACAGUGGUUGUAACAUCAAGCUCCAGGUCUGACUACUUUCUAUUCAUAUAACCUUAAGCAUCUGACUAGACACUACUGCUGGAGCUGAGUUUCCAGACGUGGGAAAUACAGUAUUAAAGAGAAUUUCUGGGCAGCAUUUUAGAAUAAGCUAGCAACUGUCUUUUGUGAUGCAAGCAAUGAAAUAUCUUAAGAUUUGUACCCUUGUCUCCAAAAUGAUUCAUCCUCCAGGAAUGUGAAGAUUGAAGUCAGGUGUAUUUGGCAUGGGAUAGGCAGGCUGAAUGUUUAUGUAUUCAGGACUACCAGGAUUAAUCAAAGCACAAGCUCUCAUCCUUGAUUUUGCCUAAUGUAGGUUACAGGCCAGCCUUUCCUGGGUUUUAUAAUCACCUAGACCUUGAGCUGCUACACACUGCAGGCUGCUUCAGCAGCUUUUUGGACAUCCAGGACCAAGUAUCCGGCUGCACUCUGGCUGAGAGAACUGUCUUUCUGGCUCCCUCUCCAUGACCUGCAGGUCUGUGUCCUGUAACCCAUUCAGCCCGCACAGCAGAAGAGGCACACUUUCCAGGGAAAGGAUGGGUUUUUGUCAAGGGCUUUAAAGUCUUUGUGCUUGCACUGGAGCCAUCAAACAAGCUGUCUGCAUUUUAUAAUCAAAUGAACCCAGUUUUGUUUUGUUCUGUUUGCCCCUAUGAACACACCGGUACAAUGAUGGGGUGGAAAAAUAAUGUGUCAGUUACUCAGUUUCACCUAACAUUUAAGUGCUUCCUGAGAGGUUAGUGCAUUAGCAUUGAGCUCUCAUAAAAAGCUACACAGAUAUUGACUGGCCCAAGAGAGUAAAUGGGGCUUAGAGCAAGGUUAAGUGACCUCUCCAAGGCCACCCGAUAAUAGUAAUAGAAUUGCACUUUGACUCAGGUUAUGCUGGAUAAACUGGUCGCACUGUAUGUUUGUCAGCAGUACUUAAAUUGUGGUCUUCAGACUACUCUCUGUCCACCAAACUUACCAGUCUGUAUUUUGUUUCUGUUCAAUCUAAUUAAAAAGAAAGAAAAAAAACUUGGA